This is a messenger RNA of Musca domestica (house fly), 2036 nucleotides long. RefSeq names its product polypeptide N-acetylgalactosaminyltransferase 8-like. The coding region runs from base 139 to 2034 and encodes 631 amino acids. The record is from RefSeq and is a predicted model, not a curated record. The transcript is spliced from 3 exons. NCBI's taxonomy places the organism in Eukaryota, Metazoa, Arthropoda, Insecta, Diptera, Muscidae. Gene Ontology annotation, cellular component: Golgi apparatus.
UUUGUAAAGCUUUUUGCUUUAAUCUCCACCUCUGCAAUGCUGUCGCUUUUACCUGCUCCCCAACCUUCCCAUUCACAAGCGUUGUGAUCUUGUUUUGUUUACUAUUCUCCACACCAAACCAAAAAUCAGUCGCACGCCAUGAUCCGCUCCAAACACUCUUACUCUCUGUUACGUUAUCAGUUCAGUCGGAAAGUGACGUCGUAUCUGCUGCUGCUGCUAUUCUCUUUGAGCGUUCUAACCAUUCUGCUAAUUAUCGUCUACAGUGCGGGUCUAAUCGGCUAUGGUGCGGAAAAUGUUGCGCUGUUAACAUUUUUCAAACGCUCACAGCGGCAACAUUCAAUUCCUCAGAAUCUCAAGACACGGCAACACGUAGCCGUCUCUAGCACAAAUCGGCAAUUACGUGAUUGGCAUACAUGGCGACCAAGCGACUUGGCAAACGCAAACGGCGAUCAACAAUUGACACAACCACCACCGUUUAAUAUUGGCCAACGUUACAGCAACAGCAACAACCAAAACGGCAAUGGCAUAAAGUUAACCGGUUUCAAUGUUCGACUCUCUGAGAGUUUACCAUUGCGGCGGACGGUUCCCGAUACCAGACAUAAAAAAUGCAAAGCGAAACUGUACCCUGCUCAACUGCCCAGCUGCAGUAUUAUCAUUGUCUACUACAAUGAAGAACCCUCAGUAUUGCUCCGGACCCUAUAUAGCAUAUGGGAUCGAACUCCCGACGAGUUAUUCCUGGAAAUUAUACUUGUCAAUGAUUUUAGCGAAUCCUUAAAUAAAGACGAGCAAAAGGAUUUAGAAAAAUACUUAGCUGAGAACUUCCCCCAAAAGUUGCAGCAGAUUAACUUACAACAACGAGAAGGCUUAAUACGAGCCCGUUUGGUUGGAGCCCGUCAAGCUAGAUGCGAUGUUUUGGUAUUUCUUGAUGCCCAUGUUGAGGUGAAUGAGAAUUGGUUGCCUCCCCUAUUGGCGCCAAUUGUGGAAAAUCCCAAUACCACGACCACGCCCAUUAUUGACAUUAUCAAAUAUGAUACGUUAGAGUACCAAGGUGGCAUGUCCUCCCGGGGUGGCUUCAAUUGGCAGUUCAAUUAUGUACAAUUGCCUUUGCUGAAAGAGGAAGAGGCCAUGGAUCCAGAACCCCAUAACAAUCCCAUAAUGAAUGGUGGUCUCUUUGCCAUUGGCAGGGAAUAUUUUUGGCAGUUGGGUGGCUAUGACAGGGGUUUGGAAAUUUGGGGUGCCGAACAAUAUGAAUUGAGUUUUAAGAUAUGGCUUUGUGGUGGUCGGCUUUUGGAGGUGCCCUGCUCCAGGGUGGGUCAUUUGUAUCGCUCACCAGAGUUUGCUGUGAGCUAUACCAAGCGGAAAGAUGAUUUCAUAUCGAAGAACUACAAACGUGUGGCCGAGGUGUGGAUGGAUGAGUACAAGGACUAUCUGUACGAACACAUACCCAAACUCAAUCAAAUUGAGCCGGGAGAUCUCAGGGAACAAAAACAACUGAGAAGCCAACUGCAAUGCAAACCCUUCAAGUGGUUCAUGCAAAACAUUGCCCCCGAUUUGCUCAAGGCCUAUCCGCCGGUAAAGCCGCCAGAUUUUGCCAGUGGUGCCAUACAAAGUUUGGCCCGACCCGAACUUUGUUUAGAUAUGCAGCACGUGGAACCACGUCAAGAACUUAAAAAUGUCCUAAAGUCCUGUUCGCCGGACCUAAAAUAUCCCUACGAUGCCCAAAAAUGGCAUUUGGGUUUUCGCCGAGAUCUGCAGCAUCAUGGCAAUUGUUUGGAAGUGCAAAGCUGGACUUCAAAUGCCCCCAUUUGGCUGUGGCCCUGUCACAAUCGUGGUGGCAAUCAAUGGUGGUAUUAUGAUCGCAAUACCCAAAUGCUGGUCCAGGGUAAAGAGUCAUAUCAGCAACGCUGCAUGGAGAUGGAGCCGGCAACGGGUGGAGUUUUUGUCAAUUUUUGUGAUCUCACAAAGCCGGAACAGAAAUGGCAUUUCGGCUAUGUCAAUGAAACGGCUAUGGAAAAGUUUUUUAAGGAUGAAUAAAA